CUGUGUCUCGGGCGGCGGCGGCGGCGGCGGCGGCGGCGGCGGCGGCGGCGGCGGCGGCGGAGGAGGAGGAGGGGGGAUGCCGCGGCAGGGCGGGCUGGCUGUGUCGCCGCCGCACCGGCGAGGCGGGGCGGGGCUGUCCGACCUUAUCUUCCGCGCGGUGUGCGCCUCCACGGCCCGCAAGGGCGUGUCCCUGACCGCCAUCAAGAAGGCGCUGUCGGCCGACGGCUACAACGUGAAGAAGAACAAGGGGCGCAUCAAGGCGGCGGUCACCGCCCUUGUCACCAAGGGCCUCCUGCAGCGGGUGACGGGCAGCGGCGCCUCCGGCUCCUUCCGCAUGGGCAGGAUGCCGAAGGAGAGCCCCGCCCGCCCGGCCGCGGCGGCGGCCAAGAGCCGCAGAGCGAGCGCGGCCCGGAGGAAGGAGACGAAGUCCCGGGGGAAGCAGGCGGCGGCGGGGAAGGGCUCCGGCAGGGGCAAUAAACGGGGCGCUAAAACACCCAAAAAGCCGGCGGCCAGAGCCCGGCGAAAAGCCGCGGGCAGGAAGCGGCAGUAAAAUCCGUGCCGCGCUUACUUACAAACCCAAAGGCUCUUUUAAGAGCCACCACGUGCUCGGUGGAGGAGCGGAUACACUGCGGGGGGUGGUUCCCUGACAGCCGCCUGUCACACUAGCAGAGCCCCGGGCAGUUGCUCUGCUCCCAGCCCCUCCCGGGCUCCAGUUGUCCCUCCCCCAGCCUGGCUCCCGGCUGGGAGACGUGUGACUGCAGCGAGAGCCUGGCUCCCAGCCCCUGCCGCUGAUACCAGCUAGGUCUCAUGCCCCCUUUUCGAGGUCAGCAGCCUAUAGCAGAAUCCUGCCCGCAAAUGAAGUUGGAUCUGACCAGGAGCUGCCCCAGAGAGCGCCCUCUUCCCCUGUCCUCUCAUGUCGGUGCUUAGUGCUUCACUCCCUGCAGAGGCACCGGCCUCUGCAGUGAGGAAAGAGCAGGCCGGCCAU
Messenger RNA from Alligator mississippiensis (American alligator), 985 nucleotides. RefSeq names its product histone H1.01-like. NCBI's taxonomy places the organism in Eukaryota, Metazoa, Chordata, Crocodylia, Alligatoridae. The transcript has a single exon. Gene Ontology annotation, biological process: nucleosome assembly. The coding region runs from base 77 to 550 and encodes 157 amino acids. Gene Ontology annotation, molecular function: structural constituent of chromatin; DNA binding. Gene Ontology annotation, cellular component: nucleosome. The record is from RefSeq and is a predicted model, not a curated record.